Messenger RNA from Cladophialophora immunda, 2422 nucleotides. RefSeq lists its product as uncharacterized. The transcript has a single exon. The record is from RefSeq and is a predicted model, not a curated record. Gene Ontology annotation, molecular function: protein binding. The coding region runs from base 39 to 1997 and encodes 652 amino acids. NCBI's taxonomy places the organism in Eukaryota, Fungi, Ascomycota, Eurotiomycetes, Chaetothyriales, Herpotrichiellaceae.
AAACAGCCUGAGGGCCACGACACUUGCGGGCGCAAAGAAUGGCUGACAAGACUCAAAUUGACACAAACCCUUUCUUGCGACGGCCGCUAUACAUCUACGACCUACCGCCAGAACUGCUGUUAACCCUAACUCUUGCCGGAGGAGAUCACUCGCAGCCCCAGCCGCAAGAGUCCCGCUCUGAAGGUAUACCUGCCGAUCGAGAGAAUACUCCCAGCGAAGACGGUGUUGCAAAUUCAACAUCAUGUGCGCUCUGCAGAGUCACCUUGGACAGUGUCCAGGACCAGCGACUCCAUGUCAAGUCGGAUUUCCACCGCUACAACAUCAAACUCAGCAUAAAACAAAUCCCUCCAGUUGACGAAGCCACUUUUACGAAGAUGAUCGGUGACUUGGACGAGUCACUCUCAGGGUCAGACUCGGAGGGUUCAGAUGAGGAAGAUGAAGAGGAGGCAAAAGGCGGAGACAGCACACUAACUUCUCUGCUACGGCGGCAGGCCAGGAUAUCUCAUCCAGCUGCGACCGAUGACACGGAAGCCUCCAAAAAGCGUGGGUUCGGCAGUGCUCCGUUACUAUGGUUAACAAGCCCUAAGAUCGGAAACGACGUUGGAUUAGGCGUCUAUCGAGCCAUAUUGUCGAACGAGGAGCAAGAACAAGCAUCCACUUCUCUUGUGGAAAUUCUCCAAAAGAAGCAGCUCAAACCGAUAGUGGCAAAACAGAGUGGGAGGACGAACGGAGACUCAUCACAGGCUGGUGGUAAAGAUCCCCAUUUCUUCCUGUGCAUGAUUGGGGGCGGUCAUUUUGCCGCCAUGGUCGUCUCGCUGGUGCCAGAGUUGAGGAAAGGCCCCGGCGGGAUUGAGGAGCGCCACGCUAUCGUUAGGGCUCAUAAGACGUUCCAUCGAUAUACCACGAGACGGAAACAAGGUGGCUCUCAAUCCGCAAAUGACAACGCGAAAGGAAACGCCCACUCUGCGGGUUCAUCCAUCCGGAGGUAUAACGAGAUGGCCCUGGAAGCGGACGUUAGAGCAGUGCUAUCGGAAUGGAAAGGGAUGGUCGACUCCGCCGAACUACUGUUUAUUCGAGCUACCGGAAGCACCAAUAGAAGGACUUUGUUCGGACCUUACGAUGGCCAAGUCUUAAGAAGCAACGACAAGAGGAUACGCGGCUUCCCUUUCAGCACACGGCGAGCGACGCAGGCCGAGCUUUUACGUUCGUUUCAAGAGCUGACCAGACUCAAGGUCGGCAAGCUUGUUGAACCAGCGGCUGAGAAGCAAUCACUUGAGAAGGCUGCUGCGAAGGAGUCGAAACCGAAACCUCAAGCCCAGAAGCUGAGUAAGGAGGAGGAACUGGCACAGUUUCAUACUUCUCAGCUACAAGGCCUAAUUCGACGUUCAAAGGCACCUGGCGUCUUACUUUAUUUGACCAAGAACGAACUAUCCCCGGAUUUCACCUUCUUCCCUCCUUCUGACCACCAUCAUGCCCCGACUCCGCUCCACCUUUCUGCGUCGACCAAUUCACCAGCAUUAGUAUUGGCCCUCCUUACCAAGACGAAGGCUGACCCGACCGUAAAGAACGGCGACGGCAAAACAGCAUACGAAAUCGCUGGCGACGCCAAAACGAGAGACGCCUUCCGCAUCGCUCGUCACCAACUUGGUGAAAAAACCUUCGACUGGUCCGCAGCGCAUGUCCCCUCGCCACUCUCGCAAGAAGAAGCUGAUGCAAAGACGGCACAGGAAAAAGCGGCCUCUGAAGCGGCGGAGGCACAGCGCAGAAAGGCUGGCCUAGAACAUCUCCGGCUGGAGGAGGAAAAGCGCAACUUGACCAGGAUAGAAAGGAAAGCCGGAGCUGGCAAGACGCUCGCAGCCGCAGUGGAGAAGACUGGCGCAGAGAAGCGAGAGGAAGAGGUGCGCGGAUUAACCCCCGAAAUGCGCAUGAGGCUGGAGAGGGAACGGAGGGCAAGGGCCGCUGAGGCGCGGAUCCGACGCAUGCAGGACGCGGGCUGAGUUAGCCUUGCUUCACGAGAUGCUUGAGAGCCGUGAAGGUGAUCUAAUUGGCGUCUUUUUCAGAUGGCAGUCUUUUUCCGGCAAGCGAAUCUAUUGGAAAGCCCAAAAGUGCAAGUCGUCUAGGUUCAUGAUCUUCUCCCCUUGCGAGCGACAUACGCUCGUCGACAAAGAUCAGUCUCGCCUGCCUGAUUGUGUGUCGAUGCGCAAAAUAUCUACAAUUCUCAGCCUCGUCGCUAGUGGAGCCAACACCCUCCGACCUCAAAGACAGCUACUCUCUAUCCUCGUGCCACUCACUCACUUACCACCUCUCACACCACAAUCUCGUGCUCCUUGAACAAGGGGAAAUGCCGCAUCAGAUAAUCCCGGGCCUCUUGGUAGUCCUUCUCCAGCACUUGCAUGUGGCGCUCGCUCCGGAUGGUGAUGUC